Agrilus planipennis (emerald ash borer) is the source of this 3018-nucleotide messenger RNA. RefSeq lists its product as uncharacterized. The transcript has 14 exons. Gene Ontology annotation, cellular component: cell surface. NCBI's taxonomy places the organism in Eukaryota, Metazoa, Arthropoda, Insecta, Coleoptera, Buprestidae. Gene Ontology annotation, molecular function: zinc ion binding; metallocarboxypeptidase activity. Gene Ontology annotation, biological process: proteolysis. The record is from RefSeq and is a predicted model, not a curated record. The coding region runs from base 334 to 2982 and encodes 882 amino acids.
CGCUGUAGCGAAGACAGCACCAUUAUACGUAUUAUAUGUUGUAUGGUCGCAUUCUGAUAUUUUCAUUUUCCAACUAGGUGCUGUGCGGUUCGCUGCGGACUCCACUUCGAGUCCACUUCCAUACUAAAUACAUCAGUGACUAUUAUUCUAUGUAUUACAUUACAUUACCGUUCUUUCAUUAAGACAGGCAGUAGUUUAUUGAAUGAGCAAACGCUGCGACCGCGAAAGCUCUCUCCCAUGUGCGUACGUAAGCUUGUACGUAUUAUUUUGUAUAUCAUGGUGAAAAGCUGCCUGUUGUUAAAUUAUUAACUAGCGAUAAGGUACCUGUAGAUAAUGAUGGAAUUGAGACAAUGCGUGAAAUUUUUGUUGACUAUCGUUGUGGUGUUUGGUGUUAGUGUCACGUGUUUGGAUUUCAAGUAUCAUACGCACGAAGAACUGACCAACUAUUUGAAAAACUACACAAAAAGUCACAAGAACUUUUUCAGUAGAUUAUAUUCAGUUGGAAGAUCCAUAAAUGGAAAAGACCUAUGGGUUCUAGAAGUUGCUGCAGCCAAGGAGUCAAAACUGGGUACUCCAAAUGUAAAACUGAUAGGAAAUAUACAUGGAAAUGAACCUGCUGGACGGGAAGUACUUCUACAUUUUCUAGAGUAUUUAGCAGAAGAAUACACCAACAAUAACGCGACAAUUCAAUGGCUUUUGGAAAACACACGAAUUCACGUCAUGCCCAGUAUGAAUCCAGAUGGUUUCGAAAUUUCAAGUAUGGGCAUUUGUACCGGUGACCAUGGUCGUACUAAUGCUAAGUUAAUAGACCUGAAUAGGAAUUUUCCCGACUAUUACAAACCUAGUGUGAUACCACCUCAGCCAGAGAGUUUAGCAAUUCAAAAGUGGAUGCAGCAGGUGCCUUUCGUUCUAUCGGCGGGCUUACACGGAGGAGCUUUGGUGGCAAACUACCCCUUCGAUACCGUUAAAGAACAAAAAUGGGAAAAACUCCUUAAAGAUUUAUCGAAUGUAACUACGCAAGAAGAAGAACUUAAAUUAAGGCAGGAGUAUAUUGAGUCUCUUUCAAAAACGUCGACGUCUCUCACACCCGAUGACGAUGUUUUUAUUCAUUUAGCGAAAACGUAUGCUAAUAAUCAUCCUACAAUGCAUCACGGGUACCCAUGCCCAGAUUCAAACAGGUCGUUUACCAAUGGAAUAACAAACGGAGCAGAAUGGUACCCCAUCAGAGGUGGAAUGCAGGACUUUAAUUAUUUUAGACACGGUUGCAUGGAAUUAACUUUAGAAAUUUCUUGUUGCAAGUAUCCGUUUUUAAAAAAACUUCCUAAAAUUUGGUUGGAAAACAAUGGGGUCAAUAUCAGCAAGUACAAUUUUUGCGGUCAUUUUUCAAUUNGUAUAAUGAUGGAAUUGAGACAAUGCGUGAAAUUUUUGUUGACUAUCGUUGUGGUGUUUGGUGUUAGUGUCACGUGUUUGGAUUUCAAGUAUCAUACGCACGAAGAACUGACCAACUAUUUGAAAAACUACACAAAAAGUCACAAGAACUUUUUCAGUAGAUUAUAUUCAGUUGGAAGAUCCAUAAACGGAAAAGACCUAUGGGUUCUAGAAGUUGCUGCAGCCAAGGAGUCAAAACUGGGUACUCCAAAUGUAAAACUGAUAGGAAAUAUACAUGGAAAUGAACCUGCUGGACGGGAAGUACUUCUACAUUUUCUAGAGUAUUUAGCAGAAGAAUACACCAACAAUAACGCGACAAUUCAAUGGCUUUUGGAAAACACACGAAUUCACGUCAUGCCCAGUAUGAAUCCAGAUGGUUUCGAAAUUUCAAGUAUGGGCAUUUGUACCGGUGACCAUGGUCGUACUAAUGCUAAGUUAAUAGACCUGAAUAGGAAUUUUCCCGACUAUUACAAACCUAGUGUGAUACCACCUCAGCCAGAGAGUUUAGCAAUUCAAAAGUGGAUGCAGCAGGUGCCUUUCGUUCUAUCGGCGGGCUUACACGGAGGAGCUUUGGUGGCAAACUACCCCUUCGAUACCGUUAAAGAACAAAAAUGGGAAAAACUCCUUAAAGAUUUAUCGAAUGUAACUACGCAAGAAGAAGAACUUAAAUUAAGGCAGGAGUAUAUUGAGUCUCUUUCAAAAACGUCGACGUCUCUCACACCCGAUGACGAUGUUUUUAUUCAUUUAGCGAAAACGUAUGCUAAUAAUCAUCCUACAAUGCAUCACGGGUACCCAUGCCCAGAUUCAAACAGGUCGUUUACCAAUGGAAUAACAAACGGAGCAGAAUGGUACCCCAUCAGAGGUGGAAUGCAGGACUUUAAUUAUUUUAGACACGGUUGCAUGGAAUUAACUUUAGAAAUUUCUUGUUGCAAGUAUCCGUUUUUAAAAAAACUUCCUAAAAUUUGGUUGGAAAACAAUGGGGCACUAAUCCAUUUCCUAAUACAGGCCAAUCGCGGAGUAGCCGGACAAGUAUUAGACUACGAAACGAAUAAACCCGUUCCUUUUGCAUCCCUUAAAAUUGUGGGAAGAGACAUGAAUUUUACGUCCACGAAAAACGGCGAAUUUUGGAGAAUUCUACUUCCCGGAAUUUACCGACUAGAGGUUCAAGCAUGGGGAUAUCACGGAAAACGUACAUCAUUUACGGUUUUAGAACACGAAAACGAACUUCCAAGCCAUAGAUUCAUUUUCGUACAUCUUAGAAGUUUAAUAUCACGACCUAAAGAGCCUUCCGCAGCAACAUCCCCCUCAACAGUACCUGACGAAAGUUCUAGAAUAUCCCAAACAGAGAUUAAAUUUUCUACCUCAUCACUCGAACUAACCACUCAAAAAAUUCCAACGACAAUCCCUAUCGUCAAAGAAUAUUCUUCUACGGAGAAGACGAGUGAGAAGAAUCUAGUCCAAAAAGAGGCAUUAAAUAAGGGCCAGGAGCCUACCAAGAGUACCUCUUUGUUUAUUGCCAUACUUUUUAUAAAUAUUUAUCUUCUAUAUUUAUAAAAUUGUUUUGUUAAAAAUUUAUUCUAUUAAUAAACA